This is a messenger RNA of Sclerotinia borealis F-4128, 978 nucleotides long. Lineage: Eukaryota; Fungi; Ascomycota; Leotiomycetes; Helotiales; Sclerotiniaceae. The record is from the annotation of a GenBank genome assembly.
AUGUCUCAGUGGCCAGUUGCUCCGGAACCCCCGACUGAACCCGGGCGCUUUCGCGUGCUCUCAUCCGCAGGCGGCAUUCGAGUUUCUCCUCUCCAGCUCGGUGCAAUGUCCAUUGGUGAAGCUUGGUCCUCCUUCAUGGGCAGCAUGGACAAAAAGGCGUCCUUCAAACUCCUCGACGCUUACUUUGAAGCCGGCGGAAACUCAAUUCAUACGGCCAACAACUACCAAAACGAGCAAUCGGAGGCUUGGAUCGGCGAAUGGAUGGCCGCGCGCAAGAAUCGCGACCAAAUUGUCCUUGCAACCAAGUUCACUACAGACUACAAAUACUGGGAACUCGGAAAGAUUUUGUACCUGGGGAUCUCUGACAGCCCCGCAUGGGUUGCCAGCGCAGCCAACUAUUACGUCAAAGGUAGCGGCAAGACGCCAUUCAGCGUUUACCAGGGCCGCUGGAACGUCUUGCUACGCGAUUUCGAGCGAGAUAUUAUCCCUAUAGCGCAACAUUUCGGUAUAGCUCUUGCACUGUGGGAUGUGCUCGGUGGUGGCAAAUUCCAGACCAAAAAGCAAAUCGAUGAGCGGAAAAAGAAAGGCGAAAGUCUUCGAAGCAUGUUCGGCUCAGAGCAAAGUGAAGAUGAAGCGAUGAUGAGUGCAGCUCUUGAGAAGGUGGCAGCAGAACAAGGCACUGAGUCUAUAACGGCAAUCGCCUUUGCAUACGUCAUGGCAAAAGCACCGAAUGUAUUUCCUCUCGUCGGUGUAAGGAAAAUCGAGCAUUUGCAGGAUAACAUCUCAGCGUUGAAGAUUAGACUGACCAAGGAGCAAAUUGAGAGUUUGGAAAGUGUCAGGCCGUUUCAUGUUGGGUUCCCAAAUGACUUCAUUGGUGAGGAUCCAAAACUGUCUGGUAAAACUGGUGGCCUCCUUGCUGCUUCUUCCCCUAUGGCAUUUGUUGUUGCUUCUAAACCCAUCGGGUAUGAAGGCGCAUAG